Molecule: messenger RNA, 1456 nt
Organism: Cannabis sativa
Lineage: Eukaryota; Viridiplantae; Streptophyta; Magnoliopsida; Rosales; Cannabaceae
Product: VQ motif-containing protein 31
Exons: 2
Coding region: 547-1146 (199 amino acids)
Source: RefSeq, a predicted model, not a curated record
UAGAAACAUCCUGGAGUAAAGCUGACUGAGUCAUCAAAAGUAGUAUACAAUUAGCAAUUUUAUUUUCCAAAAGAGGGUAAUUCUGGUAAAAAUAAAAGAAUUAAGUUAAUAGUUGUCAUUCCUAAAACAAAAGAAAUGGUUUGUUAAGAAUCUUAAUAAAGGAAAAAAACAAUUUUGGCAGUUAUUUUAAGGAAGGGUUUAGUGACAUGGGUUUUCCACUUUUAUAACAAACGUAUGACGUGGCAGACCAGCUGUUGUCGUUAUGGCUUUUGAGGUCACCUUUUUAUUUGUCCUAACUGGAUUCUAAGUGUACCCACACACACAUUAGUUCAUUUUGGUUUAAACAUGUCACUUUUCUAUUUUAUUUUUAUUGUUUGUUUUCAACUUUUCUCUCUUCAUUUUUCUUUCUUAAUUCUCUAAAAUUGAGAUUAUCACCAGAAACUCAGCUCUAUUUGAAGGAUCAAGCUCAUAAAAGUGGGUGGCUUUGGGAGGUUCAACUUCUCAACAGAGUAAAAAGAGUCUUUGUCAAUGAAAUAGUUUACCACCAUGGAGAAACCAGCAGUGACCAGUGUCACAGCUGGUUGUAAACCCAUAACCACAUUUGUACAAACAGACACAAAAUCUUUUAGAGAGGUCGUCCAGAGGCUGACAGGCCCAUCAGAGCCGAAUAAUGUAGCCCAACAAGAAGUAGCAGCAACAACAACAAACAACAAGGCAACAGGUCCAAAGAGGCAGUUCCCCACAACACCAACGGCCCCACCACCUACAUCUAAACUCCACGAGAGAAGGCACUACAUGAGGCCCAAGCUUGAGAUUGUUAAGCCCACUUUCCAUGUUAGAUCAGUCUUUGCUUCUUCCCCUGAUAAGAACCAGAGCAUUUCACCCUCUAAACCAGGAAGUGGGCUGGGCUUUCACUCAAGCCCAUUGGGUACUCCCUCAACUAUUUUCAAAAACUUGUCAAUAGGAGGAGAAGAGAAAAAAGAGGAGGAAUCAGUUACGUUGAACAGCCAAGAGGAAGAGAAAGCCAUAAAAGAAAGAAGAUUUUACUUGCACCCUUCUCCCAGGAGUCAACCAGGUUAUUCUGAACCAGAAUUGCUCACUUUGUUUCCUUUGAGUUCUCCAACUACAAGUAGCAAAAACACAUAAUUUUUAUUGUGGAAAGAAAGCCAAUACAGAAUUCCAAAACUAUACAAAAAAGAGCAUUUUAUCAUAGUAUUAUUGUAAUUGGCCUUCUUCUGAUUGAUUAAUGUGCUCGGCGGCUUUGUCCACUGAUUGGAGCCCAAAGAAUUGUCUUUGAAGAGGGAUUAAUUCAAAAGCAAACUCUCCCAAAACUAUGUUAUUUCUUCAACCAUCACUCAAUUAUAAUUUGUAUUUGAUACAAAGAUGUUGAUAUCACUAUCCUUUCUUUACAGAAAUAAAUUAAGAAUGCAGUCAUCAUCUGCUAAUUAUACUCUCA